Puccinia graminis f. sp. tritici CRL 75-36-700-3 is the source of this 1671-nucleotide messenger RNA. RefSeq lists its product as uncharacterized. NCBI's taxonomy places the organism in Eukaryota, Fungi, Basidiomycota, Pucciniomycetes, Pucciniales, Pucciniaceae. The transcript is spliced from 4 exons. The record is from RefSeq and is a predicted model, not a curated record. The coding region runs from base 1 to 1671 and encodes 556 amino acids.
AUGCCCCCAAAAUCCAAAGCCAAACCAACCGGUCUCUACAAAUUCCAUCGAGGAUCCAGAUUGCCAAAGCUUGAAACUAGAUCCCAAAAGGCCCAUCGGAAAAAAUGUCAAGAGCGUACAGCAGCUGAAGUAUCCAAUAAAUCAACGACUAGUUUUCCUGUUCCGGCAUCCCAACCAAUACCAGACCCGAGUCCUCCUAGUCCUGGCAAUUAUGAUGAUCCCAACGACCAAGUCGAUACAAUGCAAGAUGACAACGUUUGGAACGAUAUACCAGACGAACUGAGACCAGAAGAUGUUGAAUCUCUCAAACAAAUACGAUCUCAUCACCGAGCGCUUAUUGAGCAGCAGAAACUGAGAAACUGGAAUGACUUAAUGGAAUCGAUGUUUCCUGCCUACCUUCAUCUAAAAAAGAAAACUCAAAACUGGACGAACUCCGACUUUUUCAAAGACUUAUCGAAGGAUUUGUGCAAAUGUCAAUCACAUCAAAUGAAAUCAAGGGAGGUUGACCUAAUCGAUCUGAUAGGUCAGAAGCGAGUCAAGAUGCCUUUUUGCACCUGCAUCCCAGACCCAAUACACUUCCUGGCCCAUGGGUAUCUUCCAAGCACCCCUCUUUUUCCACAGACAGGAUUUUCGCUUCGGCUAUUAAACUUUUACGAUUUACUAUGGAACAUAUGUAACGCCAAUCUCACCUCUUUUAGUGAAGUCCUACGACGUUGGAAUGAAUCAAUGUCUGUCAGGCUGUGUAUCAAAGAGACCAAGAAGCCUCGUGAUCUCCGGAGAUGUCUCUCAGGUUCAGUUGACGCUUAUCGGCAUCUGAAGAGAUUAGAGCAGGAUUUAAUCCAUACGGCAACCUCUCUUACUCCUCAAGACGUAUUGGCCCAACGAUCGUGUCCAGCAUGUUUUGGAACCUCGGCUCCUGCUCUUGAUGAAUCACAACCAAAAGACACCAACCAAAUUUUCAUCUGCCUUGAUGGGAAUUUUCAACACCGGCAUCACGAGAAGGCCUCAAAAAACCACUUGCCACUUCAUACGCCACAUCUAUUCAUCAGUCCUGAAGAAAUCAAAGCAACCGAUGAUGAAAUAUUAACACAUGAGCAAGCUCAGAAAAAGACUCAAAAAGCAAAAGACCGAUGUAGUGAGCAGCAUAAGGCUGCAGAUGACCGCCGCAAUGCAAGCACCUGGAAAGGAUGUGACGACACCGGCUUGUUUGGAUGCUGUUGCCGGCAUGAUUCUGUCAUCUACUUCUGCAACAUCUACAAAUCCGGGGAGGGACGUGGACUCCCUAUGUCAAUAAUCAAGCGACUUUUAGGCGAACUAAACCCAACGACCCAAAUAGGUAUCCUAUAUGAUAUUGGAUGUACCCUUGGAAAAUUUUUUCAAUCACGGAAGCUGCUAACCGAACAACUCCCAAGGAUGAAGUUUGCUACCGCGGUGUUUCACUCUUAUGUUCACGACUGGCCCUGUCAGAUUCAAUUCAACCCGAGAUACAACAAAGGAUGGGGAUUAACUGAUGGCGAAGGUUUAGAACGGCUUUGGUCCUAUCUCUCUCCCCUUGUUGGUCCUCAGCGAUACGCAACACGGAAUCAUCGCCUUGGCGGGAUAAAUCACAGGAGUGUAUUCCAUAAUUACCUUGGAAUCGAAAAGCUUCGUAUGUGUGGCUUUUCUCAAUAA